Messenger RNA from Gongylonema pulchrum, 426 nucleotides. The record is from the annotation of a GenBank genome assembly. NCBI's taxonomy places the organism in Eukaryota, Metazoa, Nematoda, Chromadorea, Rhabditida, Gongylonematidae.
AUGUACGAUUUUUGCCCACUGGAUCUGUUCAGUGGUGAUUUGGAUCGUAUGCGAAAAGCCCUAAAAUCACUGUUUGCUGUACCUCAUCGAAAUUUGCGUAUUUUUUUGGAUGGAACUGUGAUACAUUCGGAUGAAAUACCGCUUGCUGGUGAGCAACUCCGCGAAACACUGUUCCAUGAUGGCUCGAUAUCUGUUGAACAGCUCAUCACUGCCUUGUGCUGUAUAAUGGUUGGUGCACCAUCGGAUGAUUUGUUUGCAAUGCAUAGUUCAAGUGUUUUGGCAAAACUACUCACCGGACAGCGUAUAGAUACGAUUGGUAUUGUACGUGCAUAUCAGAUCUACAGGAGCCUUCCCGAAGCAGUACAGGUAGACUUUACACACACACACUGCGAGCUUAGUGAAUUUUGCCAUUUACGAACUUAUUAA